This is a messenger RNA of Mustela erminea (ermine), 1692 nucleotides long. It is a transcript of the gene KPTN, whose product is annotated as kaptin, actin binding protein. Gene Ontology annotation, cellular component: KICSTOR complex; actin cytoskeleton; lamellipodium. The transcript has 12 exons. Gene Ontology annotation, molecular function: actin filament binding. Bases 62 to 1396 code for a protein of 444 amino acids. NCBI's taxonomy places the organism in Eukaryota, Metazoa, Chordata, Mammalia, Carnivora, Mustelidae. Gene Ontology annotation, biological process: negative regulation of TORC1 signaling; actin filament organization; cellular response to amino acid starvation. The record is from RefSeq and is a predicted model, not a curated record.
AGAUGGGGAGGGUGGGCGGCGGCGCCGGGCGCUGUCGGGGGGUGAGUGGUUGAGGGGCGUGAUGGGGGAGGCGGCCGUGGCCGCAAGGCCGUGCCCGCUGCGCGAGGAUAGCUUCACGCGUUUCUCGUCGCAGAGCAAUGUGUACGGGCUGGCGGGCGGUGCGGGCGGGCGCGGGGAGCUGCUGGCCGCCACCCUUAAAGGCAAGGUACUGGGCUUCCGCUACCAAGACCUCCGACAGAAAAUCCGGCCCGUGGCCAAGGAGCUGCAGUUCAACUACAUUCCCGUGGAUGCAGAGAUUGUCUCCAUUGACACCUUCAACAAGUCACCCCCAAAGCGGGGCCUGGUGGUGGGAAUCACGUUCAUCAAGGAUUCAGGGGACAAGGGCAGCCCCUUCCUUAACAUUUACUGCGACUACGAGCCUGGCUCUGAGUACAACCUUGACUCCAUUGCACAGAGCUGCCUGAACCUGGAGCUCCAGUUCACUCCUUUCCAGCUGUGCCAUGCAGAGGUCCAGGUCGGGAAUCAGCUCGAGACAGUGUUUCUCCUGAGUGGGAAUGACCCAGCCAUUCAUCUGUACAAGGAGAACGAGGGGCUGCAUCAGUUUGAAGAACAGCCCGUGGAAAACCUCUUCCCAGAGCUCACGAACCUGACCAGUAGCGUCCUCUGGCUUGACGUCCACAACCUCCCUGGCACAUCCCGGCGACUCUCCGCCCUUGGCUGUCAGAGCGGUUAUGUCCGAGUUGCCCACGUGGACCAGCGAAGCCAAGAGGUCCUGCAGACAUGGACGAUCCUGCAGGACGGCCCCAUUUCCCGGGUCAUCGUGUUCAGCCUCUCGGCCCCCAGGGAGACCAAGGACCCCACAGAGCGGGAAGAGUACAGCGUGCUCGUGGCCAGCAUGUUGGAGCCGGCAGUGGUAUAUAGGGACCUGCUGAGCCGGGGCCUCGAGGACCAGCUUCUCCUGCCCGGCAGUGACCAGUUUGACAGCGUCCUCUGUGGCUUGGUCACCGACAUGGAUCUGGAUGGGAGGCCUGAAGUCCUGGUGGCCACCUACGGGCAGGAGCUGCUCUGUUACAAGUACUUCGGCUCGGAGUGCGGGCUGCCCCAGGCUGAGCACGGAUUUCGCCUGCUGUGGCAACGGGGCUUCUCCAGCCCGCUGCUGGCCAUGGCGCACGUGGACCUGACCGGGGAUGGGCUGCAGGAGCUCGCCGUGGUCUCCCUGAAGGGCGUGCACAUCCUGCAGCACCGGCCCCCCUCUCGUUCCCCACAGCACAGCCUGGUCCAGGCAUCAGAACUGGUUCUGACCCGGCUUCGGCAUGAAGUGCAGCAGAAGAGACAUCAGUCGCAGAGGACUGGGGACAGGGCGGGUCCGGGGCCCACUGAGACCUCGGCCUCCUGAGCUCCCACCCACUGCCCGUCCCAGGCCCAGGGGCAGUCACUGGAGUAAUUGCCUCUAACCGUUCACAGUGGCGAAGCCUCCUGAAGGAAGGGAGGGUCUCCCCAGGCCCCCGAGGAUGGUGGAACUGGGAGUCAGUGCUCUGACUCUGCCCCCUUGUGCACUACAGGCCUGGCUGACACACUCCUGUCUCUGUACCUCAGUGUCCCCGUUUGAAAAAUGGGACAGUCUCACCCCCCUGAUCACCCCCAUGGAGACUUGGUCAACCUGUGAUUAUUUAUAUGUCCAGAGGAAGUGGA